AUGCAAGUAGUCUCCUUUUGGCUACUCCUCGCCUUUGUUCAACUGUGGCAAAAUGCUCUCGCCAACGUGCCACCCUGGGCAGUCUCGCGGAAUACCAAGAAGGUAACUCUGCCGUCAAAUAUUCUUGCCCGAGGUGAUAGCCGGUCGCCCACAGCUAUUUUCGAAGACGGCUUGCAGGCCAAGCCUAAGCUGACCCUCGGCUUCGGGGAAGGAUACGACCUCAACAAGCAUGUUCAAGGUUCGGCCUCUAACAUUCGAGGCUCAAAUUUCGUCUCGACGACGUCGUCACUGAACGUUGCCGAACUCUUUGCGACGUAUGGGACCGCAAUCACCGAGGAUAUCAAGGAUUUACAGUUGCCGAAGAGAGAUGGCUGGGUGUAUCUCCUCAGUCCGGAUCCAUCAAUCAUUGACGUUGAGGGAUCUCGCGACCAGCCCGACGGCAUGCAGAAGGAAUUCGGGGCAAUCAACGGAGUCGAGCGAGAUCGCAUCAUCGGUGCGUACCGUGCGGACGACACUCGGCAGAUGGUGCAAAUGAAUCCGUUCUACAAUCGCGCCUACAUGUCCCAACACGCCGGAACGGCACAUCCUACCUUUGCCACUGAAUUCUACAACGAGGAAGACCUCCAAAAGCUCGCCUGGACAAUCAAGCUGGAAGCAAAUCUUGAAAACCAUAUACUCAGGGAGACCGAAGCGCAGAGACCGGCGGAUAACCCUGCUGACUGGAAGGCGAAGCUUGAGUCGGACAUUCAGGGGAACAAUUUCCUUCGAGACAAGGCAGCCAAGGAUCCGCCCGCGCAGCAGCAGAAGAAUAAGAUAAAGCUUGCUGACCUUGUUACCGAAUGGACUGCUAAAGACGUACCCAAGACUGCUAACCCUGCCGUGUCAAAGUUUGUCACCGAGUUCGUCGAGGAAAACUGGAGCCGAAUGCUGUCCACUUUCGAAGCCAUCGACGACAAGCAAAUGGGUAGGAAGCCUAAGGGCAACACGAAGCAUUCGAACUGCAGGCGCGGCGAGACAUGCAGCAUCAAGCCAAAGAAGGACAAGCCGCAGUCGAACCGAGGCAAUAGACCUGUCGGGGUUGCCAAUGCUAGAGUUAUGGAUCAUUUUGGUGGUGUUGCCUUCAAUCUUGCUUUGAUGGCUUCGACGUGUUUGACCAAUGCGCGACUAGCUAACUGUUUCCAGACGGCAAAGCAAAGUAAACCAUCUUCUCAAGAGGAGUCCCCAGUCAGUCUUUGGGACAGGGUCUUGGGGCUUCGCUUUGUUCCAGGAUUGCUGUGGGGCAGCUUUACGAAACUUUGGUCCCAAGAAAAUAUUGAUGCUUUCAAAAAGUCUUGGAACGACCUCAAACAAGCCUUCAGCGAAGUCCCCGACGCCGUAAAACGCAGCGUUAAGGACGUUAUAAAUGUCGAGAAUCUUGAUGCAUUUAUACAGUCAUGCAAUAAUCUGUCAAAAGCAGUAAAGGAAAUUCCAGCGGCGGCAAAAAGUGGAGCAGCCGACCUUGCAAACCUAGAGAAUGCCGAUGCAUUAGGCCGGUCUCUUACGGACUUUGCAACGGCAAUAAGCGAAAUUCCGGGAGCCAUGGAAAGUGGCUAUAAUGAUCUAAAACAGGCCCCAGGUGAUAUUGCAACGGCAUUUCAGAAGGCUCCUCGACAGUUGGCAGAAGCUGCCAUGGCCUUUACGGCAGAGUUUGAUAAAUAUGUAAGUAUGCCUGCUACUACUACUAUGACUAUAAUUAAAUUGAAAUAUACUAAUUGGCUUUGUAAAUCUAGUUUCCGGUAG
Molecule: messenger RNA, 1779 nt
Organism: Drechmeria coniospora
Lineage: Eukaryota; Fungi; Ascomycota; Sordariomycetes; Hypocreales; Ophiocordycipitaceae
Exons: 2
Coding region: 1-1779 (592 amino acids)
Source: RefSeq, a predicted model, not a curated record